CGACAAAAAGCAUACGCUAAGAGAUCCAAGUCGGGAUGUCGAACCUGCCGAUACCGUCGUGUCAAAUGCGACGAAUCUCCCGGGGCGUGCAAACGAUGUACCUCAACAGGGAGGCAAUGUGACGGUUACGAUCUGCCCCCAGUCUCUCACAAGCCCUUCUUCGCUACAAGGAUAGGCAUUCCUCAGCUCACAGCACCUGGCAUUCUGGCUACUUUAACCUUAGAGGAGCGACGCGGCUUCAGCUUCUUCCAGCAUUGCACCGUCCCCACUCUGGCCGGAUUUUACGACUCGGUUCUCUGGGAGAUAUUGAGCUUGCAGAUCGGUCAUGCUGAUCCGGCUGUCUGCCACUCUUCCAUUGCGCUCAGCGCUGUGCACUGCGGCGUCCAAGCGCGCCAGAGAGAAAGCUUAAUACCCAGGGCCAAGACCGAGAGCCGACGCUGGCAACAGUUCGCUUUUGAGCAGAUGGGUCGGGCGUUCCAGCAACUUCGGCGGCGACAUGCAUCCCAGGAUCCACAGUACACCGUCACAGUACUCUUAUGCUGCCUUCUUUUCGUGGCAGCAGAAUUUACCCUAGGACACUACGACAACGCUUUCCGACACCUGCGGAGUGGCCUCAGAAUCCUGCGAGACCAACAAAUCAAAGUAGCGAGUGGUGUUGAGACACCCCUAGAGUCCUCCCUGACUCAGACCUUCUCACAUCUUGACAAUCAGGCUGGCUGCUUUGGCUCUGAAGGACCAAUCCUGGUCAUAGACGAUGAUGAUGCCACACUCUACUCUGACAUGUAUGCGCACAACGUCAAGAAUGGCCGCUGGACUGUUACAAAAGUCCGUCAGAUCAUGGAACCGCUCGCCGGCGCUGUGGUUCGGUUCUGUCGACGGCAGGCUAUCACGGGCUAUGACGAGUCUGAGUCAGCAGUCAGUGAGCAAGCUCGCAUUAUCCAUCGGUUAAGCUUAUUCCUGAUGUUCACGACCAAUCUCAACGAUCAACCGGGCCGGGUGCUCACCGCCAAAGAAAACCGAGGCUUGAAGCUUCUCCAACUUGAAGCGCACGCGCUUAGGAACGCGCUCCUCAGCCUUCCGGUAUCGACUCGAAAGCCGCAGUUCCAUGAGUUUACAGAUGACUUCGAGAUCAUGCUGGCUCUCGCCGCAGAAAUUCAGCAGUGCGAGAAGGAUUCCUCACAUCUCCCACAAAUUACCCUGGACAUCGGCGUUGUCCCACCGCUAUAUGCCAUUGCGAAGCGCACCGUUGAUCCCGAGCAGCGGUGGCGAGCGAUCCAAUUGCUGCAGUCUUACCCUCACCAAGAAGGUCCGUGGAAUGCGAGUCUGUUGUCUCGGACUCUCAUUGAAUCACUUCCCGCAGAA
Messenger RNA from Aspergillus aculeatinus CBS 121060, 1362 nucleotides. RefSeq names its product Zn(II)2Cys6 transcription factor domain-containing protein. Lineage: Eukaryota; Fungi; Ascomycota; Eurotiomycetes; Eurotiales; Aspergillaceae. The transcript is spliced from 2 exons. The annotation marks the transcript as partial. The record is from RefSeq and is a predicted model, not a curated record. Gene Ontology annotation, molecular function: zinc ion binding; DNA-binding transcription factor activity, RNA polymerase II-specific. Gene Ontology annotation, biological process: regulation of DNA-templated transcription.